Messenger RNA from Tarenaya hassleriana, 1529 nucleotides. RefSeq names its product transcription factor bHLH93-like. The coding region runs from base 304 to 1230 and encodes 308 amino acids. Gene Ontology annotation, biological process: regulation of DNA-templated transcription. Gene Ontology annotation, cellular component: nucleus. Gene Ontology annotation, molecular function: sequence-specific DNA binding; DNA-binding transcription factor activity; protein dimerization activity. NCBI's taxonomy places the organism in Eukaryota, Viridiplantae, Streptophyta, Magnoliopsida, Brassicales, Cleomaceae. The transcript has 4 exons. The record is from RefSeq and is a predicted model, not a curated record.
CACAAUACGCACACAAUCACACAGGUUGUGUGCCUAUUUCAAAAGGCUUCACAUACGAAGACAAGACUCUGAAGUGUUGCUUCAUUUUGACAUGUGAUGAUAAUAAUAAUAUAUUUUAGAGCAGCUUUUGGUUGUUCAUUCACAUGCACCAAACAUUAUGGCAGUGACAAAGAUUUGAUUUCACCCAACAAGUUUUAAGCAUUUUACACAUUGCUUAGAUACCCCCCCCUUCCCUUUUCUUUUUGUUAAAAGACCCUUGUCCUCAACCCUUCUCUCUUCCCUUGAGCUCAGGGAUAGAGAUCAAUGGAGCAAAAGGAAGAUGGUUUCAUGGAGGAUGCCAUGGAAGCCAGAACAGAAACAUGGGCAAAUAAUCUUUGCAACAAUGAGGUUUAUGAUCUCCGCUUUCCAAAUGAAUGGAGCUUUGGUUGUUUCAAUGAAAUCCCAGUUUUACCAACCUCAACCCCAUCUUUCAUGGAACUCAUCUCCAACCCAACCCUUGCUGAAUGUCCUUUCAGCAUGAUCUCAGAAGAUCACUUGCAGUUUUUUGGUGGAGGAUCAUUUGCCCAUGAAGAAUACAACUAUGCACCAUCACUCUUUGAUCAGGAGCAAUGCAACAUUAGCUGCUGCAAAGUGGAGACUAACAGAGACAACAUUAUCAAUGUUUCUCAUGACAGCAAAGGUAAGGGUAAGGUUAAGAAUUUACAAGGGCAACCUUCAAAGAACCUAUUGGCAGAACGGAGGAGGAGGAAAAGAUUGAAUGAAAGACUCAGCAUGCUCAGAUCAAUUGUCCCCAAGAUCACCAAGAUGGACAGAACUUCCAUUCUUGCAGACGCGAUUGACUACAUGAAAGAGCUUCUGGAUAAGAUCAACAGACUCGAAGAAAAAGAACCAGACAAUUCUAGGAACCCGACCAAUCUUGUACGGGGUCUCAGACAACUCAAGAACACAAAAGCAGGAGCAACAAACUCCCUCAAGUUUGAAGUAGAAAGGAGAGAAUGUGAUACCCGGAUCGAUUUCUGCUGUGAAGCCAAGCCAGGGCUGUUGUUAUCAACAGUCUGCACUUUGGAGGCGUUAGGACUGGAGAUUCAACAGUGUGUCAUUAGCUCCUUUGGGGACUUCUCAUUCCAGGCUUCAUGUUCCGAAAAUGCAGAGCAGAGAGAGCUACGAGGAUGUGAAGACUUAAAGGAAGCAUUGUUAAGAAAUGUGGGAUAUGGAAGAAUUUUCUCAUAGAACUUUGCAGAAGCAAUAUUAAGGAUUUUGUUGGUUAGAAUGGAAAUUAGAAAGGAAUUAUGUUACCAAACCAUAAGAAGGAUCUUCUAAUGGUUGUCACAUCUGCUCUUCACCCAAAAAUCUUGGAAAUGAAUAAAAUCUUCCAUAUACUAUUUUAUUUACAUAUCUUACACAAGAAACUAGUCCACAUAGAAUGCUCUAACCCCAUGAGUCAAAGCAUUCACAGCAAUGGCCAGCUUUUGUUAGAGAUGAUAGCAGCACUGGUUACAGAUCCUACAGUUAUACAAGAUAGUUGCGAG